GUGUACUAUUCAACCUUUUGAAAUGUCGGGAAUUGGCCAACUCAUAUUCAUAUACCUGCUGGGACUGCUGACGCUGCCUCUCCUGCUCGCAGCCGCUGUUUUGGGGCUGGCUCUGUGGGCCAUGGUACCGGACCCUGAGAAGAGCAACCGGCAGACAUCUCUGCUUGAUGCCAAGGCUGCUGCACUACGUGAGCCCUCUGGCGACAACAUAGCAUCUCCGACGUCCCCGUAUGGCACUCGCCGGACCGGGUGGCUGCGAAUUUCUCGCUGUGCGUCUGGAGCGUCGCCCGCGCACGGGCCGAGCGAAUCGGCAGCCCGUCUCAGCGACCUUGUGGCGCGCGGGAUCAACAAGUGGAUCCACAACAAGCGUGGCAAGCCCGAAGACCCGCCACCAGUAGCCACAAACAUGAAUUAUGCAGUGCUGGAAAACGGAACGCUGGCAAUGUACGAGAGCGAGAAAAUGGCCGAGGGCCAUGGCGUCAUUGUUCUGAGCCAUUACCAGGUCACGCUGCAUCACUCUGAGGGCGCUUCUGAGUCGCAGAUGUACUCGCGGCGCACGCCCAUUAGGCUGGCUCCGCUGGCGGCAGCGGUGGGCGCCGAUGUGCGGCAGAGGAAGGACUACUAUUUGUUUGCCGAUCGGGCUGUCGACAAGGAGGACUGGUAUUAUGCGUUACUGUGGAAUUCGCUGAUGGACAUUGAGGAUGGCGAGGGCGAGGCGGAGGAGCAGCCAGCGCUGAGAAAGCAGGAUGUCACGAGAACAGAGCCGAGCGAGGAUCAUGUGCCUGAGAGUACAGGCCAAGAGAUCGACGGUGCGGAGGCUGUGAUGCGUCGCAGCUGCAUGGAGCCGGAUAUGUCUGGAAUCCACUCUAUCUUAGGCAACGUCGCAGCACGUAAUGGCACGGGCGUGCGCUCAGACGAAUGGCUCAAUGCUAUAUUUGGCCGCAUAUUCAUCGGCCUGUACCGCACAGAGUGGGCUCGCGAGCAUUUCACAAAGAAGCUACAGUCAAAGUUCCAGCGCAUCCAGCGGCCGGCGUUCCUCGACGAGAUUAUCGUCAGCGAUCUAGAAAUCGGCGGCAACGUUCCAGUCAUUACGAACACCAAGCUUGAGUCGUUUGAUAAGGAUGGACAGGUGGAUGUCAGUAUGUUUGUGCAUUAUCUGGGCGGAUUUCGCAUGGUACUGACGACCGGCGUCAAGAUUGGCUCGAUUCGUAUGUCGAUUGCGCUGAGGGUGGUGCUAGAGAGCUUGGCAGGCAAGAUGCUGCUGCGGUUCCGGCCGGCUCCAUCGAACCGCUUUUGGCUCGGCUUUUACGAAAUGCCACAGCUACGGUUGUCGCUGGAGCCCGUGUUCAUGCAGAAGCAAGUGCGGUAUAACCGCAUUUCGCAGGCAAUUGAGAAGCAGAUUUACGACAUUUUGCAGCUCUCCAUGGUCCUGCCCAACAUGGACGACACGGCAUUCUUCCCGAACGGUGCUGAGGGCGGUAUCUUCGAGGAUGCAAUGAAGGAGUUCCACGAUCUGGGUCUUGAGACUGACAGGCCGGAGGAGAUGAUGCUUGACGAGUCGCCGUCACUGGAAAAUAUGGCUGCGCCGCCAAUUCACCAGCACGACAGCGUGUUAUCAGAGGAAGAAGAGGAGGACGGGUUUGUCAGCAAGGCGGAUAACUCGGAGCUGAAGAAGCGUGCAUCGUACGCGUCACUGCAGGCAGCAUCAACGCUGGCUGGUGAUGAGGGCUUAGUAGGAAGUAAAGAGCUACCCAUGACAAGUACGCACCAGCGCACCAGAUCCACAGCAGACGCAUCCAAGUCGGACCUGCGGCGGUCGCCUCCCACAAUAUCCAUACCCAAGGCAGCAUCGAUAAAGUCGCACCACUUGCAGGCAGACGAGCCUGGGGAGCGGCAGACGAUGCGGCGCGGUUUGGGCACAGCGGUACGUCGGAUCGGGUAUGAGUUGCCGCUAUCGUCGGCGGCAGCAUCGCUGACUACCGAGAGCAAGAGCGGGCUGCGGUUCCCGAAUAUGGAGGUCGAUGGUAUGAGAAGGCGGGCCAAUAAUGCUGCUGAGCAGGUCGAGCUGCCCAUUCGUCGCCGGUACUCCAAGAGCCAGGCCGACCACUAAUGUCAAACAUACAUGUAAACGCUUAUUUAAAAUGAAUAGUAUGAUUUAGAAGGGUGGA
This is a messenger RNA of Linderina pennispora, 2168 nucleotides long. RefSeq lists its product as uncharacterized. Bases 23 to 2110 code for a protein of 695 amino acids. The transcript has 5 exons. The record is from RefSeq and is a predicted model, not a curated record. Gene Ontology annotation, cellular component: ERMES complex; endoplasmic reticulum. NCBI's taxonomy places the organism in Eukaryota, Fungi, Kickxellomycota, Kickxellomycetes, Kickxellales, Kickxellaceae. Gene Ontology annotation, biological process: phospholipid transport. Gene Ontology annotation, molecular function: lipid binding.